CAGUUUCAGCCAAUCAGAGACAGAUUUCUCGGCAGACGUCAAAGCGGAGGUUGGUUUAGCCCUUUGUACAGUGAAGAAUUAGCCUGUGCUCAAAGUUAGCGUUCACAGUAGCGACACAAUGAAUUGUGAUCAUUGACAACAUAUGGAUCCUUACCCGACCAGUUAGCAAGCUUGUUAUGCUACUGCUAGCCUGCUGUCAGUUCAGCCUCUCUUACUUGACACAAGCCUGACAUUAAACCUACUGGAGCAUUCUCAAUGAAUAAAGCACACAAAGACAGCAGUUUAAAGCACAUAGCACUUUCCAGCUCUGACCCCUGAACUCACUGUGAUUGAAAACUCUUGCCAUCAGUGACCUCCUCAUGUGCAUCAUCUUCUUGAAGUUUGACCCUCGGCCUGCAUCCAAAAAUGCCUACAGGCUUAUUCUGGCUGCUAACAGAGAUGAGGUCUACAGCAGACCGUCCAAGGCUGCAGACUUCUGGGGCAGCAGCAGUGAGAUCCUCAGCGGUCUGGACAUGGAAGAGGGGAAGGAAGGUGGUUCAUGGCUGGGAAUUAGCAAACGAGGAAAACUGGCAGCACUGACCAAUUAUCUGGAAGCCCGGCAAAAUCCAGAUGCCCAGGGGAGAGGUUUCCUGGUGUCCAACUAUUUGACGGAUAACCUGGACAGUUUUGCGUACCUCCGUAAAGUGUCUUCAGAAGCUCAUUUAUAUAAUGGCUUCAAUCUUCUCACUGCUGACUUCAGGGCCAAUGAAGACACAUUGUGUUACUAUGGAAACAAGGGCAAUUCAGAGCCCAUUCAUCUCAAAGCAGCAGGAAUCUAUGGGUUGAGUAACUCUCUUCUGGAAACUCCUUGGAGAAAACUGCAGCAUGGCAAACGACUGUUCACCAGUGUAGUGAGCAAAACACUGCCCUCUGAUGGCUUAGUGCAAGAACUGCUCCAUAUCCUCAAUAAUGAAGAGCUAAACACCCCGGACCCCGAGCAGGAGAGUCAAGGUGUGGGCUACAGUAAGGCCAUGCUCCGAGCCCUGUCUGCAGUGUGUGUGCGCUCACCGGGAUACGGCACAAGGACCAAUACAGUUAUCCUCAUCGACCGAGAGGGAAACGUGAGCUUUACAGAGCGCACCAUGCUAAAUUGUGACACCACCCAGUGGAGCACAAAUAGCUUCCACUUCAAACUGCAAGAAUGAGGGCCAGAUGCCAGGCCAAGGGAAGAAGCCCCUCACGCUGUGCCUUUAUCCAGCUCAAGCCAUGCAGCACCACUGUUUCUACCGAUAUGAACAUCAAGACUUUCCUGUUGAAACAGGAAAGCUGUUAAUUAUUACUACAGCUCUGUUCUGAGAGGAAGCUUGAUUGCACUUUCCCUUUUUUCUUUCUAAUUUAGCUCAAUAACCGAUGGCUCACACGGAAGUUACGACCACAGACCUCAGAUUUCCAUACAGUUUACAAUAUUUAAAGUCCAUCCACAGAAUUCCACAGAUUUUCCCUCAAAUCAGUGCACAAAGGUCCGCAUAUUCCGUCUGGAUCUACUCGUGAGGUGUGAUUUUGAGUGCAUGUGAUUCUCUCCCCAUUUGUUAAUGAUUAUAGAAGUAGAUAAGUAUAAAGAAUGUGAAAGUGUUAUUUAUCCACUGAAUCCCAUUUUAUCACAAACUAUCAUUGGCAUGAAAUGCUGUUGGACAGAAUCGUUUGAUGAGCAAGAUGUCUACUGCCAAAGAAAAAUUGUGUCCAUCACAAUCAUUAUGAACACAAGAAAAUAAAGCGUUUCAUAAUCUUGCACAAUGUAAAAUUUGCUUGCUAUUCGGUGCGGUAGUGAUCCACUGUAAUAACUUUAACUCAGGAACACACUGAAAGCUACUGCCAAAAAAAAGUUUUAUUUUUUUUAAACAUUAAACAGCAUUUUCGAUCAUUAGUUUAAAACAGAUUCUUUUUAAAUUUAAAUGACAUUUUUUGUGAUACUAAAUGAAACCAUUUUGAUUUAACUUUGUAAGUGUUCAAAUUUUGAAGUCUGUAUGGUUUGAUAUUUCCAUUGCUGCUUUAUUAAUGUUAUCUGAAUUUUAAGAUCAACGCAUCAAUGCGUUUUAUGUCAGCUGUCAGGAAUCCGAUAUGAACAUGUCAUUUAAUGUCACGUCUUUAGUUGAUAACGGUGUGCCUGAAAUUUAGUAUUCAGCUUUUAAAUGACAGUUGCGUCCACAUGCCUCCUUGUCUGAAUCUGAUAAUAUGCUACUUUACUUGCCCUAGAUUAGGCCGCAAGUACCGUUCAAAACUAGUCCCUGAUUUGUGUGUGUGUGUGUGUGUGUGUGUGUGUGUGUGUGUGUGUGUGUGUGUGUGUCCCCAUCCGUAUGUGUCUCUGUGUGUGUUUUGUCUCUUCAGUUAGUGAAAAACAGAUACAUUUUAGCCAGACACCGUUAUCUUGUCUGAACUGCAACAACAUUUUACUACCAAGGUAACUGAAAUCAAGUGUGGGAGCUCUGGUAUUCUGCUCAGUGCAGUGACCUGUGUUAGUUUCUCUUGUCUUCAUGUGUGUCAAGAAUAAAGCAUUUACAGUUCUCCUUAAUAGAGAUGCGAGUUACUGCACAACAUAAAAACAAGCGUGUUGUAUUAGCUAUUGCAUCUGUCAUCUAAUGUAGGGAUGUGACUGAUUGAGGUCUGCUGCCAUCUAGGGACAUGUAACAUUUUUAUGCCCGGAUGGUGAAGCUGAUCCUAAAUUAAAAUCCAACAAAUAAUUUUA
Messenger RNA from Megalobrama amblycephala (Wuchang bream), 2722 nucleotides. RefSeq names its product transport and golgi organization 2 homolog (Drosophila) (gene tango2). Bases 360 to 1184 code for a protein of 274 amino acids. Gene Ontology annotation, biological process: protein secretion; Golgi organization. Gene Ontology annotation, cellular component: Golgi apparatus. Lineage: Eukaryota; Metazoa; Chordata; Actinopteri; Cypriniformes; Xenocyprididae. The transcript is spliced from 10 exons. The record is from RefSeq and is a predicted model, not a curated record.